AUGCCUGUAGUUAUAUUUCUUCUUGACAAUUCAGCAUCAAUGAAUCAAAUGACUCAUGUUGGUACAAGUCUUUUCGAUAUUGGCAAAGGAGCUAUCGAACAAUUUCUUAAAAUACGACAACGAGAUGCUGGUGCAGCUCGAACAGAUCGAUAUAUGUUAUUAACACUUGACGAACCACCAACAAAUGUUAAAGUUGGAUGGAAAGAACCCAUGACUGUAUUUACAAAUCAAUUAAAAAGUCUUGAAGCAACUGGAUUAACUCAGAUGGGUUCAGCAAUAAAACAAGCUUUUGAUUUACUUAAUCUUAAUCGACAUGCAGCUGAUCAUGAUACAUAUGGAUGUGGUCGAUUUCCACAUUUACUUGAACCAUCACUAAUUAUUGUUAUUACAGAUAAACAAAAAUUAACUACAUUAGCUGGUGUACAAAAUGAAAUUAAUAUUCCUAUGAAUACAGGUCCAUUAGGUAGUGAAUUAACAAAAGAACCAUUUCGAUGGGAUCAACGUUUAUUUGCCAUUGUACUUGCAUUACCUGCAACUUCUUCAUCAAUAGUUCCAGCAGGUGGAGCUCCUGGUAAUUCAACUGGUCCUGGUCUAGGUGAUGUACCUGCUAAUCAAUUUAUUCCAGCUGCUAUUGAUCAACCAAUUACUGCUAUGUGUGAUGUAACCGGUGGUCGUUCAUAUUUAAUUACUUCUCAACGUACACUUCUUCAAUGUUUAGAAUCUCUUGUACAAAAAAUUCAAAUUGGUGUUGUUGUUAAUUUAGAAAAAGUUAUUAGUGAAGGCGAUAAUGAACGAUGUGCAUGGCAUUCAUGUCGAAAAAUGAUUAUGAUUCCACGUUCAUUACCUAAAACAGAAAAAACUGAAUAUAAUUGGCCAAUACCUGAAGAUUAUUGGCCAACAGCAGCAAUGCUUUCACUUCCAUCACGAUCAGCACAUGCACUAAUUAAAUUUCAAACAACUCCAUGUACAACAGUUACAGAUAAGUUUCCAUUUGAUAAAUAUGAAUUAGAACCAUCACCAUUAACACAAUAUAUACUUGAACGUCGACAACCAACAAUGGCUUGGCCUGUAUUUGUUCAAGGUUCAUCUCGUCUUGGUCCAACUGAACUUGGUUCACCAUUUGGUUAUCUUAAAGCAAGCACAAAUUUAACAUCUGUUAAUCUAUAUAUUAUGCCAUAUAAUUAUCCAGAAUUAUCGACAUUACUCAAUGAAUUAAAUAAAGCACAUGGUUCAAAUGUAUCACGAACAUGGCAAAAUCGUUUUGAUGCUUAUCUUCGAUCGAUUCCUCCUUAUUAUCUUGUUCCAUUACGACGUGUUCUAUCACGAAAACAACUUCAAUUUGUAUUUGAAUCAUUUGAUAAACAAAAUCCAACACAACCAACAAUUCUUCUUUCACCACAAAUGCUUGGAUAUUUAAAAAAAAUUCGUUCACAAGCAAAAGCUGAACUUGAUCGAUGGCCACCAAUGCAAGAAAAACCACCACCACUUAUUCAUCUUCUUCCAUUACGUCCUGAUCUUUUAUUCGAUAAGACAUCAUCAUCAAGUGCAGAUUUACAUGAACCAGGUGAUGAUUCAAUUCAUAAUAAUUUUGUUUUACAAUCAAAAAUAAAUUCUAAACAACAACAACCAUUACAAUUAUAUUUAAAUGUAUUUGAUAUUCCACGAUCACAAUUACUUGAUGUUGUUACAAAAUUACGUCGACAUUUAGUACAAAAUACAAAUAAUUAUGAAAUACAAGAUGAAGAUGCUUUACAUUCUGUACCUAUUAAAGAAAUGUCAAAUUAUGAUGAAUAUCCACGUGCUAAUGCACAAGUUGCACCAUUAAGAGAAAUUGAUGCUCAACCAGUUAGACAACAUGUCUUUGGAAAUCCAUUUAAAGUUAACAAACCAAUCGAUGAAAUCGAUGAUUUAGUUGGCUCAACUGCUGUUUCCCAACAACAACAACAACUAACAUCAAGAAAACGAUCACAAUUAGAACAAAACUUAACAUCUGGUUUAAGUGCAAUGAAAAAGAAACGCACACCUUUAGUUCUGAAAAAUUAUGUUUAUCGUCGACAUUUAUCUAUUAGUGGUAGUAGUGGUCCUCCGAGUCCUGCAACAUCAACAACGAGUACCGAUGAUGAAUCCGAUACUGAAUCUAUAAUAACAAAGAAUUCAAUGAAUCGUUUUUCAUUUGAUAUUUAUUCUGUAUUAGAUGAUGAUCAUCGUCGUUUAAUAAAAAAAUAUCGUGAAAUUAAAAAAAAAAUUAAAUUAUUAUUUCGUCGUCAAGCUGAUCAAGAAAUUUUAACUCUAUUAGAUACAUUUAAUUCAUCACAUGAAUAUAAAUUAACUUUAAUAAAUGAAUUAAUUUAUGAAUGUCAAAGAUUAUAUCCAUCAUUUGAGUCUCGUCUUAUUCAAUAUAAAAUGAAUAUUGUUAAUGAUUCAUCAUUAAAAGAAGAUGAACCAUCAUCAUCUUCACUUAUACUUGAUGAUUAUAUAAAAAAAAAAAAUUAUAUGUCGACUGGAAUUGGUAAAUGGGGUGAUAAACAUGAUGAACAUCAUGUUGGUCUUGCUCGUCGUUCAUUUGAUCAAGAAUAUGAUAAAUCAUCAGCAUUUGAAUUUAAUAAUCGUUCAUUUGCUCGACAACAACCAUGGCGUACAUAUCCUAUUUUAGGUGGUGAAACAGGUGAUGAAUUAGAUACACAUCCAUUACCAAAAGAACAACGAGAUAAAUUAUUACCAAAUAAAUCAUUAAAUCCUGAAUAUAAUCGAUAUUUUGAUGAAAAAAAAGAUGGACAAUUACAAAUACGAGAAGAUCAUUUAGCACUUUUUUCACCAAAAGCAAGAAAGGUUAUUCUUUUCGAUAUGGGUAUAAAACCAGCCAAUGGUGAUCUUAAUCGUGAUUAUAAUAAUGAUCCACGUUAUCGUGUUUGGGGUUUACCCUAUUAUAUGGCUCCAUAUGAUGCACGUGUUUUUUUUCCAUUGAGUUUUUCAAUAGUGGUAUUAAUGCGUAAUAUGUAUUUACGUCGACCAUUUUUUUCGGCAAGACCUGUUUAUGCUGCAGCUAUUGUUGGUGGUUAUUUUUUUGGUUCAUGGUGGAGAAAAUUUCGUGAACAACGUAUGUUAGAAAAAGAAUUAAGUAUAUGGGAUUAUGUUCGACGACAUCCAGAAGAUUUUCCUGAAGUAUUUGAAAAACGUCGAAAAUAUCGAGAUAUUUUUCAAUCAUGGAGACCAUUACGUUAA
Rotaria sp. Silwood2 is the source of this 3222-nucleotide messenger RNA. The record is from the annotation of a GenBank genome assembly. Lineage: Eukaryota; Metazoa; Rotifera; Eurotatoria; Philodinida; Philodinidae.